Messenger RNA from Plasmodium yoelii, 900 nucleotides. Its product is annotated as PIR protein. The record is from RefSeq and is a predicted model, not a curated record. The transcript has 3 exons. Bases 1 to 900 code for a protein of 299 amino acids. NCBI's taxonomy places the organism in Eukaryota, Apicomplexa, Aconoidasida, Haemosporida, Plasmodiidae.
AUGGGUGCUAAUCUGUGUGAUGGACUUAUAAUGGCCGAUAAUGGUCUUGUCUUCGAUAAAAAUUCUCAAAAUUAUGAGUUCGCAGGAAGUUUAACCAAUCAGCAUUGUCCUAAACAAAACUGUGAUAAUGAUGACAACAAAAUUAGUUCUGCUUUUAUAGCAUUUCUAGUUUACUUUAAGGAUUUUGGUAAUAUUAAAAAUUUAGACAGUGAAAAACUUGCUGAAUACGCUAUUUUAUGGUUAGGUCACAAACUGAAUCAAAAAACACAAAAUGGAACCACCACAUUAAACGAUUUUUAUAAUAAUCAUAUAAAAACAAAUAGUAAAUAUGAUGAUAAAACAAUUGGUGAUAGUUAUAAUAAGAUUAAUAACGAUAUAAAACAAAAAAUAAAAUCGAUGGAUAUUGGUAUUGAAGAUAUAUCUAAUUUUUAUGAAGUAAUUAAAUUAUUAUGUAUGAUGGAUGGUAAAUUUGAUAAAAAAGAACCCCAAUGCAAUACAUGUUUAGAAAAUGCUGAAGAAUUUUAUGAAAAAUAUGAAAAACUUAUAAAUGCUUUAGAUAUUAAUAAAGGAAGUUCUUAUUCUCAACUAUUGUAUAGUUUAUCAAAUGAUUAUAAAAAUUUUGAAAAAAAAUAUAAUGUUAAAUGUAAGAAUGCCUCACCACUUUCAGCUUGUCCACGAAGUUCAGUAACAAAAAGUCCAGUGACAGAAUGUCCAGUGACAAAUAGUCCAAUGACAAAUAGUCCAGUGACAGAAUGCCCAGUGACAAAAAGUAUACUAAUUCCAAUUGCAAUUAUAUUUGUUGUAGCAUCAUUUUUUUUUGGAAUUUCUUAUAAGUAUUCGUUAUUUGGAUUUCGGAAACGAGGUCAAAAACAACAUUUAAGAGAAAAGCUAAAAAAAUAA